AUGGAAAUCAUUACGGAGAGGUUCUACUCGAACCUUUUCCGUUCAUCAACUCCUGUGUCAAGUCCAAUCAUCCCCACUGGCAAAGCUCCACCACGGAUUCUCCCUUCGGAAGUACGAGCAGCUAUCAAGAGCAGUAAACCUGGUAUAGCCCCCGGACCUGAUUUUGUAUCACCAGACUUUCUUCGGGCUGGUGGCCAUCCGCUUCAUGACGCUGGAUUCCGUCAAGGGUUCGGCUGGCUGGACCACAUCCAGACCGUGUCGAUGGUCAUAGAGGUUUGCCAGGAAUACCGCCCGCCUCUUGUUUUAACCUUCAUCGAAUAUGAGAAAGCCUUUGACAGCGUAGAAACGAAUGCAAUACUAUCAGCGCUGGUCGAUCAAGGUGUGGACGCGUCACAUGUGAGGACAUUGCUGUGA
Messenger RNA from Necator americanus (New World hookworm), 414 nucleotides. RefSeq lists its product as uncharacterized. The coding region runs from base 1 to 414 and encodes 137 amino acids. The record is from RefSeq and is a predicted model, not a curated record. Lineage: Eukaryota; Metazoa; Nematoda; Chromadorea; Rhabditida; Ancylostomatidae. The transcript is spliced from 2 exons.